Hyla sarda is the source of this 2196-nucleotide messenger RNA. Its product is annotated as AP-1 complex subunit mu-1. Gene Ontology annotation, molecular function: clathrin-cargo adaptor activity. The record is from RefSeq and is a predicted model, not a curated record. Gene Ontology annotation, biological process: intracellular protein transport; vesicle-mediated transport. Lineage: Eukaryota; Metazoa; Chordata; Amphibia; Anura; Hylidae. Bases 155 to 1426 code for a protein of 423 amino acids. The transcript has 12 exons. Gene Ontology annotation, cellular component: clathrin-coated vesicle; clathrin adaptor complex.
GGACGGCUCUGUGACAGUGAUGCCCGGAAGGGAUGUGAGUGCGCUUCCUCUGUGCAGCCAAGACCGCUAUCGAGAGGUAUAACGGGGAUGAGCUGGCAUUGAGGAACCGUGCCGCCCUGUGAUCAUACGGGAAGGCUGAUACUGCGGAGGGAGGAUGUCUGCGAGUGCGGUCUACGUGCUGGACCUGAAGGGCAAGGUCCUCAUUUGUCGUAAUUACCGUGGAGAUGUGGACAUGUCUGAAGUAGAACACUUCAUGCCAAUCUUAAUGGAAAAGGAAGAGGAAGGGGCGCUUUCUCCAAUUUUGGCGCAUGGAGGAGUUCGCUUUAUGUGGAUUAAACACAAUAAUUUAUAUUUGGUUGCAACUUCCAAAAAAAAUGCUUGUGUGUCCUUGGUAUUCUCCUUCCUUUACAAGGUCGUUCAGGUAUUUUCUGAAUAUUUCAAAGAAUUAGAAGAAGAAAGUAUUCGGGAUAAUUUUGUCAUAAUAUACGAGUUGCUAGAUGAAUUAAUGGACUUUGGCUAUCCACAAACCACUGACAGCAAAAUUUUGCAAGAGUAUAUCACUCAAGAAGGGCACAAGCUAGAAACUGGAGCCCCUCGUCCUCCUGCCACAGUUACCAAUGCUGUGUCUUGGAGAUCGGAGGGAAUUAAAUAUAGAAAGAAUGAAGUAUUUCUGGAUGUGAUAGAGUCUGUCAACCUACUUGUAAGUGCCAAUGGUAAUGUCCUACGAAGUGAGAUAGUUGGAUCCAUUAAGAUGAGAGUAUUUCUAUCUGGAAUGCCUGAACUGCGCCUUGGGUUGAAUGACAAGGUUCUCUUUGAAAACACAGGACGUGGAAAGAGCAAGUCUGUGGAACUGGAAGAUGUCAAGUUUCACCAGUGUGUGCGCCUAUCUAGAUUUGAAAAUGACAGGACUAUAUCUUUCAUUCCUCCAGACGGGGAGUUUGAGCUCAUGUCUUAUCGACUGAACACUCAUGUGAAGCCACUGAUCUGGAUUGAAUCUGUUAUAGAAAAACAUUCCCACAGUCGAAUUGAAUACAUGAUUAAGGCCAAAAGUCAAUUUAAACGCAGAUCCACUGCCAACAAUGUGGAAAUUCACAUUCCUGUUCCAAAUGAUGCUGAUUCUCCCAAGUUCAAAACCACAGUUGGGAGUGUAAAAUGGGUGCCAGAAAAUAGCGAGAUAGUGUGGUCUAUUAAGUCUUUCCCGGGUGGAAAGGAGUAUCUAAUGAGAGCUCAUUUUGGCCUCCCAAGUGUUGAAGCUGAGGACAAAGAGGGAAAACCUCCUAUAAGUGUGAAGUUUGAGAUUCCUUAUUUUACCACCUCUGGAAUCCAGGUCCGCUACCUGAAAAUAAUAGAGAAGAGUGGAUACCAGGCAUUGCCAUGGGUGCGAUACAUCACGCAGAACGGAGACUAUCAGCUUCGAACACAGUAAAGAAGUGUCAAUCUACUGUAUGGCUCACUUAAUAUUUAGUAGAAUCCAGAAAUCUAUAUGAAGGUUCAAUUAGAUAGGUGCUCUGUGGAACAUGGAAGAAAUCUGCUGAAUUGAAUGAAGGUUAUAAGACCUUGCAUACAAGCUGCUGAACAGUUGUCCAUAUUUACAGAAAACAAAAAUGUAUUUCAUACAAUUUUAGAUGAGUUUGACUAACAUCCUGGAAAGACAUUGUCUUUGCUUCUGCAUGGUCAUUUUAUGUUCUGUAUAUUUCAAGGUGACCCACAAGCUCACUAUACAUCUGUUACACAAGCCAUCUUAUAAGCUUAUUUGCAAUGUGCCUGUAUUGAAGUGCCAUCAUCUUUAAAUGUGAUUUUGAUCUGAAGAUGAUUCCUGGCCUCUCUUAGGACAGAAAGUGUUUCAACCACCGUUUAUAACGUUGGAUUUCGGUUACAAAAAAGCUUACCUCAGUAGAGACCUUUACAAAUGCCUUGGCCCAUGAGAACCUAUUUCAGUAUUUUUUUCCUGCGCUUUUAAGAAGGAUUUAAGAAGUCUUGAUUUUGAAUAUUUUUCCAGCAUAUAGGCGAAAUAGCUUACUUUGAUUGGAUGGAUUUCUCCUAUUGACCAAGGGACCAAUACAGUUUGGUCAAUCCUGGCUAGAAUAUAAAACUAAAUUUAAUCUGUAGGACACCUUCUUCUAGUCACAUAAUGCUAUUUUUAUUUGUGCAGAUGUUAUGUUGAAUGUUUGGUCGCAUUAAAUGCAGAUUAAAUGA